Messenger RNA from Osmerus eperlanus (European smelt), 2025 nucleotides. RefSeq names its product filamin binding LIM protein 1 (gene fblim1). Gene Ontology annotation, cellular component: focal adhesion; stress fiber. Gene Ontology annotation, biological process: cell-cell adhesion. The transcript has 9 exons. Bases 246 to 1475 code for a protein of 409 amino acids. Gene Ontology annotation, molecular function: filamin binding. Lineage: Eukaryota; Metazoa; Chordata; Actinopteri; Osmeriformes; Osmeridae. The record is from RefSeq and is a predicted model, not a curated record.
GGGAAGAGAGAAAAGAGAGAGAGGAAAAGAGAGAGGGCACUCGAUGAGGGAGCUAGGGAAAAUCAAACUGACAGAACAAAAAGACAGUGCGGUGAGAAGGAGAGAGAGAGAAAAGGGAGAGGAGGUGGAAAAUAUAUAGUUUAUAUAUACAAACGAAAGGGGAAAAGGUAUGUAAUGAGCACACAGCACAAGCUGUUAGACACAGGCCACUCUGAAGAGGGACAUACCUUGUUCAUUAGCCUGCCAUGGCGUCCGCAGCUCCUCAGAAGAGGAUGGUCUCCUCAGUCUUCAUCACCCUGGCGUCUCCUUACCGAGCCACCGUGACUCAGCAACAUCAUGCCCGCCAAACCCACGACGCCCUGGCCGGAGACAUCCAACACACGGCCGUGCAGGUUCACCCGGGGGGAAGUGACACGCUGACACGCAGGAAGGGGAGCGCUGGCACUGAGGCCCGGGGAGGGAGCGCCCAGAAACAGGUGGAGACUGCUACCCUUCCCAAGGUCAGACUGUCAGUCUCUCCUCGACCCUCAACACCCAGCCUCUCGGACCCUGGCUCUGUCCCUGUCGCUGAAGCUGGUCCGGGGGAUGCAGAACCCGGGAAGGACACGCCACGGACGACCUCUGAAGAGCUCUCUCCUUCACCUCCUCCUCCACCUGUGUUUGUGGACACAGACCAUUUGACGCAGGGAGCUCCACCCCUGCCCCCUCCACCCAUACUUGAGCCCUCGCUGACUGCCCCUCUCAACGGCAGGAUCCCUGUCCAAACACCCGCUCCAAACAAACAGGGAAGAACAGUGAAACCAGAUACAAGAUCACCGAGUAGUGUGGAGGAUCCUAACGAUAUCCUGGGGGCCCUGGAGGGUCCGCUGGAGCCAGGCAUGGAGAGCAGGGAGGUGUGCGGCUUCUGCCGGAAGCCUGUGGCUCUCAGUGACCCGGCAAUAGAUGCCCUGAACCGGACAUACCACGACAGCUGCUUCGAAUGCAGGCAGUGCCGUAUCCCCUUAGCUGGGAAACUGUACUACAACAAUGCGGGAAUCCCACUGUGUGAAGAUUGCUACCAGGCCAGUUUGGAGCUCUGUUGGGUGUGUGGCGAAGUCAUAAAAGACCACGUGAUUCGUGCUCUAGAGCGAGCCUACCAUCCGGCCUGUUUCACAUGUGCAACAUGCAGUCAACCCAUCGGAGAGCAGAGAUUUGCCCAGGGAGAGGUUGGCGAAGUCUACUGCCUUCAAGACUAUUACAGGAAAUAUGCUCCCGAGUGUAGUGCGUGCCAGCAGCUGAUCAUUCCCCGGGAAGACGGCACGGACAGUUACACGGUGGAGUGUCUGGGACGGUCCUUCCAUGAGGACUGCUAUCGCUGCGAGGUCUGCAUCACCCAGCUCUCCCCAGAGCCAAACGACCACGGCUGCUAUCCGCUGGACGGGAGAGUGCUCUGUAAAUCCUGUCACCUCACCCUGGUUCAGUCUGGUCCUCUCUAGGACUGGGGUGAUCCACACAACAUGACAGACAUGACAGACAUGCCUCUGGGACGGAGUCGACGAAAAGCUUAAGGAGCAACACCCGUGGGGCAGGAUUCCUGAGAACAAACGGAAAAAAUAACAGCCGUUGGCAUCAUUGACAACUGGACUUUGAAUGUGUCCUUUGUGACAACAUGCUUUUUAAACAUUUUUAUAUAUGAUUUUUUACAUUGGCAAAAGUUAACAGUGGCUUUUGUACUUUUGGAUUAAUUUGCACUCUUUGUUAACACUUUUGAAAUGCACCAAAGAUAUUUAUAUUCAACAACGUAAAUCAAUUGUUUUCUGGUAUGCAUUCCAUGAAGAUAAUGUAGUGCUGUAAGUUCUUUCCCCUUAUAUCCUUUCAUACAAAAAUCCACUAAUAUAUUAAAUUUGUCUUUUGAUACUUUAAAUUUGACAUUAAUGACCAUGGUGUAUGUAAUGCCAAUGUAAGCAUGCUGUGUGUAUGCUACAUAUGAUCUUCAAUAAAGAGAGGUCAUUUUGGCCAUAUUUUACAUGGCUAUAUUGUAGCUAA